UCUCUCUCUCUGCCUUGCUCUCUCUUUCUGAACUAGUUAUUCAUUCACUGUGUGUGCGUCACGGUGGGUGGGGAGGACAGCAGUACCAGUCACACUUCAUCCGUUUUCUCUGUCUCACUCACUCCUGCUUCCUCCUCUCUUUCACUCCCUUUCUCUCUCCCUUGACUGCUAUCCUGGCGCUUCUCUGCAAAAGGAGCAAGCAAGCUAGCUGUGCUCUUUAGUGUUGGUGUCCACACUGGCAUCCUUUGGCCCGCUCUGAGGUGAACAAGAAAUAAACCACAUCAAAGACGAGGUGAUUGGGUGGUGAUACCAGAGUGGGAAGCUAGUCAAAAUGCUUCAGGACAUUGGUGAUAGAGCCAUGGGGGUUUAUGAGUACCUCUUGAAGGGAACAGAUCCGCGACUGUGGAGUUACCCACUCAUGGGGAGUCCGGUGAACAUGUCGGCCAUCUUGCUGACCUACAUCUUCUUCGUGCUGGUUGCUGGGCCUCGCUUCAUGGCCAACCGCAAGCCCUUCCAACUCAAGGAGGCCAUGAUCACUUACAACUUCUCCAUGGUGGCAUUGAAUGCCUUUAUUGUCUAUGAGUUCUUGAUGUCAGGCUGGGCCACGACAUACACAUGGAGAUGUGAUGCAGUUGAUUACUCGGAUAGCCCCCAAGGCCUUAGAAUGGUUCGAGUGGCCUGGUUAUUCUUGUUCUCCAAAUUCAUUGAGCUCUUGGACACGGUAACACUUCAGAUUAUUUCCUACAGAUUUGCAUCUCCUCAGUCUUUCCCCCCUGUUCAUGUUAUGGUCAUCAUGGUUGUAUUUGACAUGUUUCUCUCGUUGGGUCAGGUGUUUUUCGUUCUGAGGAAGAAACAUGGCCAGAUCACCUUCCUGCAUGUCUUCCACCACUCUUUCAUGCCCUGGACCUGGUGGUGGGGUGUCAGCCUAGCUCCCGGGGGAAUAGGCUCUUUCCAUGCCAUGGUGAAUUGCAUCGUCCACGUCAUCAUGUACUCUUACUACGGCCUGUCUGCGGCUGGACCACGCUUCCAAAAGUUCCUCUGGUGGAAGAAGUACAUGACCGCCAUCCAACUGGUUCAGUUUGUGAUGGUGUCCCUCCACGUCACCCAGUAUUACUUCAUGGACAGCUGUGACUACCAGGUACCCCUGUUCAUCCACCUCAUCUGGAUGUAUGGCACCUUCUUCUUUGUGCUCUUCUCCAACUUCUGGUACCAGGCAUACGUGAAGGGAAAGCGGUUGCCCAAGCAGGACUCCAAGCCUGGCCUCAACGGCAAGGCCAAUGGGACCACCAUGGUCGCCAAUGGCAAGCACCACAAGAAAGGUAACAGUAAUGGCACUAGCAACGGUUCCAGUCACAACGAAAAUGGCAGUGCCUAUGCGGGCAAGAUGAAGAAGUCCUAGGGUCUUCGGAAAAGAACAUCUGAGACACGUGAAUACGAGAUCCCGUACGAACUACUGUGGAUUCCAAAGAAUGUUUUGGUUAUGUUUCUUUUCUGAUCGUUUUUUAGUUUUAUUCAGCAUAAAAAGCUGGGAAAAUGACGAGGUCAAUGACUUCUGCGGUUGGGGUCCCACAUUUCGUUUUUUUUUUUUUUUUAACUGGAAACUUACUAUGGAACACAAUUUAUGAAGAGACAUGUUAUGACCUGAUGUUAUCUCUUUACUGAUGUUGCCACCUAUGAUAAAGAUGAGCAAUAAUGACUAUAUAAAAUACAUAAUAAAAAUACUGAGCUAUAUUGUAUACAAGAAAAAUGGGAUAUUAUUUUAUACUAAGAGAAAGAGAUUUUGUUUAACAAGUAAUACUUUUUUUUUCCAAAAAAAAGGUAAGGUUAAAAAUUGACACCUCUGAAGAUUAUUGUAAAUAAAGUAGUCAAAAGUUUAGUAUUUGGUCCCAUAUUCCUAGCACACAAUGACCACUUCAAGCUUGUGACUCUACAAACUUGUUGGAUGGAUUUGCAGUUUUUGAUUGUGUUUCAGAUUAUUUUGUGCCCAAUAGAAAGGAAUGGUAAAUAAUGUAUUGUGUCAUUUUUAUUGUAAAUGAGAAUAGAAUAUGUUUCUAAACACUUGAUUAUGGAUAAUACUACCAUGAUUAUCGAUAAUCCUGAAUUAAUUGUGAAUAAUAAUGAUGAGUGAGAAAGGUACAGAGGGUCAAAGAUCAUACCCCCAAGACAUGCUAAUCGCUCAACAUUUCCAAAAACGGGAGAUUCGAUGUCUUGGCAUUAUCUUUGACCCUCUGUAACUUUCUCACUCAUCAUUGUUCACCCAACCCACAGCUCUUUGUGUGGGGGAGGGGCCUGGUUCAGGGUUGGACUAGGGCAAACACAUAAUACCGGUAUAUGAGUUUGACUUUGAGCUGUUGACAAGCGUACUGUAAAUUACCUAACAAUGCCAAUGACACAACCUCUAAUGGUAAUGACUGUCUGGAAAUGUCUACAGUAUCUAUGACGUGUCAAGGCUAAUGCCAUUCUUACUUCACAAGGCUGUAAGUCCAACAACCUCAAUGAGUUGGUAAAUUACCUGCUUGUCAUGACAGAGCAACAUUAUGGUGCUUCUUUCAAAGCAUUUCUGUGAGACCUUGACACUGUAAAUAAAGGUGGACGUUAAUGUCUCCUUACAUCUGCUCGGAUACUGAUCCUGACGGAAAAUGGAACUUGAUACCUUGAUUUCCACAAGCAUUUCAAACAAUGUUUGACAAAUCCUUGUAUGAUGUCCUUUGUGUUAAUAUGUUUAUUCAUCCUAGGUUGACUGUAAUGCAUUUCGGGUUUAAUCGAGAGGAAUUAAAAUGCAUCCGAAUUUGAAAA
This is a messenger RNA of Salmo salar (Atlantic salmon), 2796 nucleotides long. It is a transcript of the gene elovl1b, whose product is annotated as ELOVL fatty acid elongase 1b. Gene Ontology annotation, cellular component: endoplasmic reticulum; endoplasmic reticulum membrane. Gene Ontology annotation, biological process: very long-chain fatty acid biosynthetic process; fatty acid elongation, saturated fatty acid; sphingolipid biosynthetic process. Gene Ontology annotation, molecular function: fatty acid elongase activity. NCBI's taxonomy places the organism in Eukaryota, Metazoa, Chordata, Actinopteri, Salmoniformes, Salmonidae. The record is from RefSeq and is a predicted model, not a curated record.